Molecule: messenger RNA, 3431 nt
Organism: Culicoides brevitarsis
Lineage: Eukaryota; Metazoa; Arthropoda; Insecta; Diptera; Ceratopogonidae
Gene: TTLL5
Product: tubulin polyglutamylase TTLL5
Exons: 6
Coding region: 165-2999 (944 amino acids)
Biological process (GO): microtubule cytoskeleton organization; protein polyglutamylation
Cellular component (GO): cilium
Molecular function (GO): tubulin-glutamic acid ligase activity; tubulin binding
Source: RefSeq, a predicted model, not a curated record
UACGUGUUACAAAAAAUUUACUGUCCAUAAAAAAAUACAAAACAAAAAAAAACUAAAUUAUUGGAAAUGUAAUAAAAAAUUAAAGGUUAAAAAAAAGCAAAAUAUUUACUGCAAAAAAAACUAUCGAAGCUAAGCAAAAGCAUUCCACGCCGGAUUUCUUUAAUAUGCCUAUAACUGACAAAUCCGUACAUGCCAAAAAACAAGACAAAUCAUCAGGGCAACAUUUAACGCCAUGGAUCACGGGAGGUCCCUUAGGUUCAAAAGAGACCGUUUUAGUGUUUCGUACAUGCGUUCUUUCGUCGCACAAUCUCGAAUCGGAGUCCUUUCAUCAAGAUGCCAACUCGUGUACCAACAACACAACUACCAACAAAUCGCAUAACAAUACCAAAGAUGUUCUCGCACCACUGCCCAAAAACAUAAACAUACAACGACCUUCCCCUCCGUUGGCUGUCAUCGAUGUUUCGAACGUUUCCUCGUCAGAUUCCUCCUCGUCGGGCGUUUCGAGUCUCAAAUCUUCCGCAUCAGCAACAAGUACAAGCGGCUCGAAACUCAAAACAAAAAAGCGCCAUCUGGAAUCUUCGCCAUCGUCGAGUUCGUUGAGCAAUUUUUCAUCAUGCGACUCGGUUGAAAUGGAAAAUGACGCUUCGGGCGCUGUUAAUGCGACUUCAGCGAAGGGAACAAAGGGAAAACUCGUCACAAAAAGCAAUAAUCUCGACGACAAGGAAAAUCUGAUCAUCGAACCGAUCGACAAAUCCGAGAUGCCAGGUGCCAUUUUUAACAUUUGCUACAAAUUCAUGAACACAGAAACGCGUCUUUUGCGCAAAAUUUUAUCGGGUCACGGUUUAAUCGAAGUCGGAUCAGAUUGUCAUGAUUUCAAUCUUUUAUGGACCGGAAUUCACAUAAAACCGGAUAUUUUACGUAAUUUAUCAGCAUACCAAAGAGUUAAUCAUUUUCCGCGAUCUUAUGAACUAACACGCAAAGAUAGGUUGUACAAAAAUAUCGAACGAAUGCAACAUAGUCGCGGAUACAAGCAUUUUGACAUUGUUCCGCAAUCGUUUUUGCUGCCAGCUGAUUUCAAGGAUUUAGUGAGUGCGCAUAAUAAGAAUCGCGGGCCAUGGAUUGUCAAGCCUGUGGCGUCAAGUAGAGGGCGCGGGAUAUUUAUUGUUAAUUCGCCCGAUUCAAUCCCUCCCGAUGAACAAGUCGUCGUCGCCAAAUACAUCGCCGAUCCGCUUUGCAUCGACGGGCACAAAUGUGAUAUUCGUGUUUAUGUGGCAGUAACGUCCUUUGAUCCUCUCCUGAUUUACAUCUACGAGGAGGGUCUCGUGCGUCUCGCUACCGUUAAAUACGAUCGCAACACGGAAAAUCUCUGGAAUCCGUGCAUGCAUUUGUGCAAUUACAGCAUCAACAAAUACCACACGGACUACAUAAAAUCCGACAAUGCUGGCGACGAAGAUGUCGGUCACAAAUGGACUUUGAGCGCCUUGCUGCGUCAUUUACGAAGUCAGGGCUGCAAUACGGAGCAACUUAUGGCAAAUAUCGAAGAUCUCAUUAUCAAGGCGAUUUUGUCGUGUACGCAGCCCAUUGUUUCGGCAUGUCGCAUGUUUGUGCCGCACUUUGGAAAUUGCUUCGAGUUGUAUGGUUUUGAUAUUUUGAUUGAUGACACGUUGAAACCAUGGCUGUUGGAAGUGAAUUUAUCGCCUUCGCUGGGCUGCGAUUCGCCUUUGGAUACAAAAGUGAAGGCUUGUUUACUCACAGAUCUCUUAACACUCGUUGGCGUGCCUGCUUUGAGUCCCCUGAUGAAAGCGACGUACGACAGUAAAUGCAAAACGCGGAGUUUGUCGUCAUAUCGUCGCGUCAAUUCCGCAGAUUUUGUUCACACAAUGAAUAAUCCCAAAAAAAUGACAAUUUCGACUUUGACAGCUGAGGAGAGUCGAAUUGUGAAAGCGGCAAAAGCACAAUAUGAACGUCACGGGGGCUUUGUGAGAGUUUUUCCCACACACGAUAGUUACCAAAAAUACGGAAUGUUCCUUGAUCCGGUGACAGGAGUGCCCUGCGCUUCAGGCACGAACGGCAGCGGGACUUAUUUGAUGAUUAUUCCGCACAAUUACAACCUAAUGUUGCAUCAGCAGUUGUUCCCGCCAUCCACAAAUGACAAUCAGCUGCACAGUACGCCCUCUAUCAUCGAUCGCAUUGACAGAUACGAACGCGCGCUUCGAAGUUCCGCGCCAAUUACGCUUGGACCCAAAAACAGCACGAAUAAAUGCAUCGACGAAGCACGUCGCUUGCGGCUCCAAUUGCGAAAACUCAUCGAAAAUGGUCACGAAUUGUCGAUUUUGCAAGCGCGACGUGCUUUUGGGCUCUAUUUGGAAUUCAUUUUGAAACGUCUCUCGCAAGAACCGAAACAUCAUCACGAAGAAUUAAUUUUGAAAUUUUUGUACAAGGCGGGAUUGCAUAUGCGGCAACCGUUUUUCAUCAGAAAUUUCAGUCACAAAGUCAUCGGGAAGGAUCGCGGAGCUUUGGUUGCCAAACAGCUCGGAGAUUAUCUCCAUAUUUAUAAUAAGGAUACGGAAGCGUAUGUGGAUUCGUUCGAUAGAAUCGGAAUGGUGCCCAUUAAAGUGUUCGAUGAUUUUUUGUCGCAUGCGAAUGAGUCGGAUUUGGAGAAUAUUUUGACACUUCAUACGAAUUGUACGCAGCAAAUGCCAUUUUUGUACAGCGGGUGUAAUGCUAAUGUACCGCAAGCGCCGCCAAUUCCCGUUGGAGCGCAUGGAUUCCUCAAAGCGCUGCCAAAUUUCGCGCCGGGUCCCAACAAGGAUUUCAGCCGUCUUGAAGCACAUACGUACAAAACGGUGCCUCGUGUUAGUAAAUCCAAUGGAAAAGCCUUAACGGAGAAAACGCAAACGACAAAACUUUCGCCGACAAAGAAGAAAAUUACGCUCUACACGAGCGCCUCGUCACUCGGCAAAGACAAGUCGUCGCUCGGAAGCUCCUCUGCGUGGUAAAAAAAAUAAAAAACACAAAAAACAACAAAACAAACGUAGAAACGGAUGUGAUAUAGUAAAUGUUAGGUUUUAUCAUAAACGAAAAAAAAAAACAAAAAAUAGGAAACCUUCAAAAAAAAAGUCAUAUCCUCCUCCUUUUUACUCGUCUUGUCCUCAAACAAAAAAAUCUAUGUACGCGUCACUCUUAAAUAUAUAUUUUUUAAUUGUGAUAUUUCCUCUACGAAACUUUUCUCUGUCUGCUUAAAAAACUGUCAAAAGACAAAAAAAAACAUUUAAUCACAAAAAUUGCAUUUCAAAAAAAAAAGAAAUAUUUAGUCAAUUUCGCGCCAGAACAAAAAAGCACAAUUUUACACAAAAAAAAACUUAAAAAAAAAUGAUACUUAAGUCAAGAAAAAAGUUGUUUUGUCACAAAAAAAAAAUAAUAAAUUAGUC